Messenger RNA from Asparagus officinalis (garden asparagus), 409 nucleotides. Its product is annotated as sister chromatid cohesion 1 protein 3-like. The coding region runs from base 1 to 384 and encodes 127 amino acids. The transcript is spliced from 2 exons. Gene Ontology annotation, molecular function: protein binding; chromatin binding. Gene Ontology annotation, cellular component: cohesin complex; synaptonemal complex. Gene Ontology annotation, biological process: synaptonemal complex assembly; replication-born double-strand break repair via sister chromatid exchange; mitotic sister chromatid cohesion. NCBI's taxonomy places the organism in Eukaryota, Viridiplantae, Streptophyta, Magnoliopsida, Asparagales, Asparagaceae. The record is from RefSeq and is a predicted model, not a curated record.
AUGUUCUAUUCUCACACCAUUAUCGCGAAAAAGAGACCCCUGGGGACCGUAUGGAUCACUGCUCACUUGGAGCGAAAGAUCAAGAAACACCAACUCAAUGAAAUCGAUGUUGCCUCUUAUGCUGAAUGUAUCAUGUUCCCUGAAGUUCCAAUUGCUUUGAGAUUAUCAGGACACCUUCUUUAUGGUCUUGUUCGUAUAUAUUCAAUGAAGGUCAAGUACCUUAUUCAGAACUGUAAUAGAAUUGUGGAUGAUAUAAGAAGAGUUUUCACAUCUGUGCAAGUUAAUCUACCAGGUGAAGCGGACCAUGCCCCGUUUGAAUCUCUUACCUUGCCCAGCACUUUUAAUCUUGAUGCCAUGGAGUUGGACUACUAUCCUAUAAAGUAACUUUUGUUUUCCCCUUCUUCUCGGU